Molecule: messenger RNA, 18865 nt
Organism: Bacillus rossius redtenbacheri
Lineage: Eukaryota; Metazoa; Arthropoda; Insecta; Phasmatodea; Bacillidae
Gene: mbc
Product: dedicator of cytokinesis protein 1
Exons: 35
Coding region: 82-6018 (1978 amino acids)
Biological process (GO): cell migration; small GTPase-mediated signal transduction; myoblast fusion
Cellular component (GO): cytoplasm; plasma membrane
Molecular function (GO): small GTPase binding; guanyl-nucleotide exchange factor activity
Source: RefSeq, a predicted model, not a curated record
AGCGUUUAGUGGCAAUGGAGUCAGUUGGGUUGUGUCAGAUUUGUUUGUUGUGACAAUUUGUGAAUUAAAUGGGAAUUCAUCAUGUCCCAAUGGAAACGAGUGAAGGAUAGGGAAAAAUAUGGAAUAGCGAUACACAACUUCAGCGAGGAUGCGACACAGAGGCUCAAGCUGACGGUGGGAGAGGCGGUCCACAUCCUGGAGGAGAAUGGGGACUGGUACUUCGGUUACCUGGCGACCAACCGCUCGCUGCGCGGGAUAUUCCCCAAGAGCUACGUCCACCUGUUGGACGUCGUCGUCGACAGAUCUGGGCCCAUAGAGGUGGUGUCGACGAAGCAGCCGUCGGUGGUGCAAGAAAUAACCUCGGUGCUGCGUGAAUGGGGUCAGAUCUGGAAGCAUCUUUAUGUCACGCACAAUGAAAAUUUUGAAACAAUCAAAAAUAGAAUCUAUGAACUUAUUGGGUACCGGAGCAAGAUCCUCUCUGGCACACUGCCAAUCGAUGAGCUCAAAGAGAUUAAACGUUUAGUAACUUCAAAAAUAGACAUGGGAAACAAGUUACUGGACUUGGAUAUGGUAGUAAGAGACGAACAAGGCAACAUUCUGAAUCCUGAUGUGACAUCUACUGUUCAGCUUUAUUACCAACACAAAAUAGCUACAGAAAGGAUAAAAAGGGAAUCUUCGGCGGUGGAGCGGAAGCCCGUGAGAGUGGCGACGCACUACUCGCACAUAUUCUUCGUGUGCGUGAGGAACUUUGUGUGCAAGAUGAACGAAGACGCGCAGCUGCUGAUCACGCUGUACGACUCGAGGGAGAGCCGCGCGGUGACGGAGAACUACGUGGUGCGCUGGAGCCGCGAGGGACUCGUCUGCGAGAUCGACCAGCUCCACAACCUGAAGGUGCUGUUCACGGACCUGGGCAGCAAGGACCUCCACCGGGACCGAGUGUACCUGGUGUGCUACGUGGUGCGCGUGGGGGCCAUGGAGACGCGCGAAGCCGACCACCGCCGCAGCUCCCACGUGCCGCGCAAGCCGCAGCCCGACGCCGUGCGCCGCCCCUUCGGCGUGGCAGCCAUGGACGUCACCCCCUACCUCAGCGGGCGGCUGGACAGCGACGAGGAGAAGCAGCACUUCAUUCCCUUCCUGCAGUGCUGCGAGGGAGACAACCUGGACGGCACGCUGCGCAGGAUCCUCACGCUCAAGGAGCUGUCGCAGAAGGACCACAAGGGCAACGGCCUCUACACCAGCUUCCGGCUGCUACACGGCGACCUCAAGCAGGUGCGGGAGGAGAACCCCCACCUGGUGCUGGGCAACAUGGCGGUGGCCCGCAAGAUGGGCUUCCCGGAGGUCAUCCUGCCGGGAGACGUGCGCAACGACCUCUACCUCACCCUGGUGAGCGGGGAGUUCUCCAAGGGCAGCAAGUCCACCGACAAGAACGUCCAGGUCACCGUCACCGUGUGCAGCGAGAAGGGCCACAGCAUCCCGGGAGUGAUCUCGCUGGGCGGGGGCGCGGAGCCGAUGAACGAGUACAAGUCGGUGGUGUACUACCACGAGGACAAGCCGCGCUGGCAGGAGAUCUUCAAGGUGGCGGUGCCCAUCGAGGAGUUCAAGGGCAGCCACCUCAAGUUCCGCUUCAAGCACCGCUCCUCCAACGAGGCCAAGGACAAGUCCGAGAAGCCCUUCGCCAUGUCGUACGUGAAGCUCAUGCAGAACAACGGCACCACCCUGUGGGACAGCCAGCACGAGCUGCUCGUCUACAAGAUAGACCACAAGAAGUUCGACGAGAGCGACCUGGGCUACCUCACGCUGCCGUCCACCAGGAGCGAGGUGGUGGUGGGGCAGAAGCCCCAGCUGGGAGGCCUCAGUCUCAGCUCCAAGGACAGCUUCACCAUCCACACCAACGUGUGCUCCACCAAGCUCACGCAGAACGUGGACCUGCUGGGGCUGCUGAACUGGGCGGGCAGGCCGGCGGGCCUCGUCGACUCCCUCACGGCCCUCAUGAAGGUGGACGGGGAGGAGGUGGUCAAGUUCCUGCAGGACGUGCUGGACGCCCUCUUCAGCAUCCUCAUGCAGAACUCCGACUCCGACCUCUACGACAACAUGGUCUUUGAGUGCCUCCUGUACAUCAUUGGAUUAGUCUCGGAUAGAAAAUAUCAACAUUUUCAGCCUGUCUUGGAUCUUUAUAUUAAAGAGAGUUUCAGUGCUACAUUAGCCUACAGCAAGCUGAUGGUGGUGCUCAAGUGCCACAUCGACAACGCGCCCGCGCUCUCGCUCUCCGCUGACCCCAAGGAUAACCUGCUGCUGCGCACCAUGAAGUCCAUCCAGUACUGCAUGCGCUUCAUCGUGCGCUCCCGCUUGCUGUUCUCUGAGCUGAACGAGGGCAAGGGCCAGCAGCAGUUCGAGGCGCAGCUGAGGCAGCUCCUGCAGAGCAUCACGGGGCUCAUGUGCUACGACACGGACCACACGCUGGCCGUGCAGGGCGCCUGCCUUAAGUACCUGCCCUCCGUCAUCCCCGACGUACUGCUCGUCUUCAACUGCACCCAGCUCAGCGCGCUGCUGACGGACCUGGUGAACAAGAUGCCGCCCGGCCGACUGACCAAGCAGAAGAUGGCGAUGAUCGACGACGUGGUGCACAGCCAGCUGUUCCUGUGCUCGGACUGCCGCGCCGUGCUGCUGCCGGUGGUCACCGUGCGCGUCAAGGAGCUGCUGGACGCUCGGGACGAGCAGGGGUACGGAGGCGUUGAGUUCCGUAACAAGGAUAAGUCUGUGGCCAAGGUUGCCAAGGUGUUAGGUGAAGCCAAGCACACACUUCACUCGCACCGCGGAUACUCCGAGGAAAUGGAGCUGUGUGUGAAAAUCCUGAGCGACAUCAUGGACUUGUUGUUCCGCAUGGACAUUGGUCCAACCAUCCAUGAUAUUACCGAGAUAAUGCUCACCGUACUAAGGACCAUAAUCCAGACUACCAUCUCCAUGGACAGAGAGAGUCCGUUAGUGGGCAACCUGAUAGCCGUGAUGGUGGCGGUGUUCCGGCAGAUGACGGCGCACCACUUUGAGCGCUACAUCACGCACUUCAUGACCAGCACGGACCUGCUGGACUUCCUCAUGGAGAUCCUGCUGGUGUUCAAGGACCUGGUGUCGCGCCCCGUCUUCCCCCGCGACUGGUGCGAGAUGAUCAUGCUGCAGAACUGUGUUAUUUUGAAGUCGCUACGGUUUUUCUCUCAUACUAUCCGGGACUACUUCUUCAAACCAUUUGAAAUUCAGGCAUGGAAUAAUUUCUUUCAUUGUGCCAUUGCAUUUCUGACCCAGCCGGCACUACAACUGGAGACAUUUUCCCAGAACAAGAGGAGUCAUAUCAUUGGUCGAUACAAAGACAUGCGACGAGAGACUGGCUUUGAGAUUCGAGCCAUGUGGUACAAUUUAGGUCAAAACAAAAUAUUUUUUGUUCCUGGACUCGUGGGCUCGUUUCUGGAAAUGACUCUAAUCCCGGAGACAGAGCUGCGGAAAGCAACCAUUCCCAUGUUCUUUGACAUGAUGCAGUGCGAGUUCUACUCGUCCCGGUUCGGGGAGGGUUACGGCGACACCAAGCGAGACAGCACGCACAUCAAAGCUAACUUCAGUGAGUUUGAGAACGAGAUGAUAGCCAAGCUGGACAUCCUGGUGGAGGGGGGGCGAGGGGACGGCCAGUACAAGGAGCUCUUCUUCAGCAUCAUGAUGAGUCAGUGCGACAAGCACUGCACCAUGAGAGAGCAGGGAAUCAAGUUUGUGAAGACUGUGACGCGGCUGAUGGAAAGGUUACUGGAAUACCGCUCGAUCAUCACUGAUGAAAACAAAGAGAACAGGAUGAGUUGCACUGUGAACCUGCUGGACUUCUACAGCGAGAUCAACCGCAAGGAGAUGUACAUCCGGUACGUGAACAAGCUGUGCGACCUGCACCUGGAGUGCGACAACUACACGGAGGCUGCGUGCACGCUGCGGCUGCACAGCAAGCUGCUCAACUGGUCGGACGCCGUGCUGCCGCCGUUGCUCCGCAGCAACAAGUUCCCGCUGUGCCAGACGCACCGCCAGCUCAAGGAGGCCCUCUACUACAGCAUCAUCGACCACUUCGACAAGGGCAAGAUGUGGGAGUGCGCGCUGAGCGUGUGCCAGGAGCUGAUGGAGCAGUACAAGGAGGAGACAUUCGACUACAUCCAGCUGAGCGCGCUGCACAAGCGCAUGUCCCAGUUCUACGACAACAUCAUGAAGCAGAUCCGGCCCAAGCCCGAGUACUUCCGGGUCGCCUUCUACGGCAGGGGCUUCCCUCCGUUCCUGCAGAACAAGGUGUUUGUGUACCGGGGCAAGGAGUACGAGCGACUCAGCGACUUCAGUAACCGGACGUUGAAUCAGCUGCCGAACGCGGAGCGCAUGGGGAAGCUCAACCCUCCGGGGGAGGAGAUCACGGAGUCGCCACAUCAGUAUGUACAAAUCAACAGUGUUGAACCACUCAUGGACGAGCGCAAGCAGAGGCUAUCUGGGAAGCCAGUCUGUGAUCAAAUUCUCCGCUAUCACAGGGUGAACGACGUGCAGAAGUUCCGCUUUUCGCGGCCGUUCCACCGGCGGGACCUGGAGGUGUCCGCGGACGCAGAUAACGAGUUCGGGAGCCUGUGGUUGGAGCGCACGGUGCUGGUGACGUCGUACCCGCUGCCCGGGAUCCUGCGGUGGUUCCCCGUCACGUCCACGGAGACGUACCUGGUGAGCCCGCUGCGCAACGCCAUCGAGACGAUGGAGGCCACCAACAAGGCCUUGCGCGACCUGGUGGUGGCUCACAGCAGCGACCCCUCCCUGCAGCUCAACCCCCUCAGCAUGAAGAUCAACGGCAUCGUCGACGCUGCCGUCAUGGGCGGCAUCACCAACUACGAGAAGGCCUUCUUCACGCCGGAGUACGAGGAGGCGCACCCGGACGAGGCGGGCUCCAUCGCCAGGCUGAAGGAGCUGAUAGCGAGCCAGAUCCCGCUGCUGGACCUGGCCGUGCAGCUGCACAAGCGCCGCGCCCCGCCCUCGCUGCUGCCGCUGCAGAAGAGGCUGGAGGAGUGCUUCGGCGAGAUGCGCGCGCACGUCGAGGACCACUACGGCAAGAAGACGACGGACCUGAAGCUGGAGGUGCCGUACAGGUACAGUCCCAGAAGGCAGUUCAGCGCGGGCAACGUGGAGGACAACCGGCUGUCGGAUCUCAGCAUGACCCCGUCUGAAGGGAAUAGGUCACGAGUGUCCAGUCUAACACGCUCUCAAGUUGCAACCCUGAAAACCUUUGCCACUUUCCAUUUUGCCAACAUGAAUGCGAACUCGUCCAUAGGAAGAGCCGCGUCCUUCGCGCAGUCCCCGGGAAAGUCGGCGACGGCCUCCCCCGCGGUGUCGCUGCGGUCGGGAAGCGUGUUCUCCAAGUCGGGCGGGGGCGCGGGCACGCCCAAGGGCUCCAUGAAGCGGGAGAAGAACAAGGACAAGCGGCGCGGCUCCAAGAGCAAGGGCGAGGCGGAGGGGGCGCCGGCGGGACCGCAGUCACCCUCCAAGGGCAGCACGUGGUACACCUCCACCUUCGAGCAGGAGGCGCCCUCGUGGCCUUCGCUGCAGGCCUCGGCCGCCACCAUGGUGUUCGAGCUCAGCCAGCAGCUGACCUCUACACGGCCCCUGCGCUCGGAGGUGGAGCGCGAGAAGAGGCUCAGCCGGCCACCGAGCGGCCAGUUCACGGCCGGCCGACUCGUUUCCACCACCUCCAUCCGCCUCAACGGCUCGGGCAGCAACAGGGACUCCAUCGGAACCACAGACUCCACGGCCAGCGAGGAGGACGGAGCCCCACCGCCCCUGCCCCAGAAGAACCGCGACGCGGACUACUGCAACUUGCCUGGAGAUGACGAUGCGGAGAACGAGCCGGCGAGGCCACCCACCGUACCAAAGAUCAGGCACAAACCGCCGUGCCCGCCGGAGCCCUUGGAGCACGGCCUGCCGCCCACGCCUCCGCCCAAGAGGGCUGUGCUCAAGUCCCCCCAGCUCUGAGGUCCGGCUGCGCUGCGCAGUACAAACACGCACACACUUCAAACAUCUCAUAUUUAUGUGGAGUCGAGGAGGUUCCGAAGGUCUGGGGACAGGUCGGUUCCGACUCUUCCGACUCCCGCGUGUCUGGUGUUCUCGUCCACGUUCCCUUGUGCCAUAAGCUGAUGCUUUCUGGAAUAUUGUUCUUGAGUUGAUAACGCUCCAUGUAACAUUAACCCAAGGGACAAGUGAAUAUUGUUGACUUAUAAUUAGAGACAAGAUUCUAUGGUUUGAAUUUAGUCCAAAUUUCAUUUUUAAAACAGAACAUUUUGGUUUUAUUGGUUUUUAUUUUGAUGAAAGCUGGUUGGUAAUACUUACUCCACCGAAAUAGUGGUGCAAUUUAUUUGCUGCAUUUUUACAAUAAAAUAAUAUGUAUUGAUUUAGUCUAAAAUAUAUGCAUUCAGAACAACAAAAAUAAAUUGGCUAUCAUUUGUGGUUUAAAAUAAUAAGAGAUGCACAAUAACAACAAAUUAAUUUUUUCUGUUCCAUCCACUUUGGUAAAAAAUUUUGUCUGGAAAUGAGAUUACUUGAAUUUCAAACAUUAUGAAGAUAAUUUUUUUUUUUUUAUCAUUUGAGUUGAGUUUUGAUUAAAUGCUAUUUAAUUCCAUGAUAUAACUUGCAUUUUGGUGCUACAUGAUGAAUUAACUUGCAUUUCGGUGUUAUUUCAGUUUUGUCGCAGUUCACCAUAACAUCUUGUCCCUACUUAUGUUGCAUCAGAGUAUCUGGUGUUACAAAAAGUUAGUGUAAACUGAGUAAAGUAUUUGUCAAAGGCUGUUAAAAGAGGGUUCGUACUUGUGCAAAGCAGGGGCAGUUUUCUUGUGUGUGUAUCGCUGGCACAAAUGCAACAAUGCGUUUCUCCAGUUUUCACUUCUGUGCCUGAAAAAAAAAAUACAUUAAAAAUAAAUUCUGCUUACUGAAAGAAAUAUCUAUUUUUGACUAUGUAAUGUGAGAUUUUUUUAAUUAAAAAAAAAUCCAGAAAAGUAAAUACCACAUAUUUCACACCACAGAAAAUUUUCCAGUACAAACAAGUCAGUACAGCAAUGUUAUGUGAUGUGAUAUGAUUGUGAAUUGAAGACAUGUUUUGUUGCAUCUUCAUAUGCUUGCAAUUUCAGGUUAAUUGAAAGUAUUUCAGAGUUGGCUGUUUUAUUCGGUGGAAUGCACUCACCAUGCAACAUUGCGUGCUGUAGAUGCCAAUUCCAGUUUUGAGCAAGCUGAAUCUAUCUCAUUUUUUAUACCUAGAAUAGUUCUGGUGUUUAGUUUUUGAAAACUUUGCCCCACUUUCUACUACCCUACCACUGCUGUUUCAGUAUCCUCGAAAGCUGUUUUCUCAGUUCGAGUAUUGAUAAGCAGAAGCUGUUGUCCACUGUGUAACUGAGAGUUACAUCCCUACUUUGUUUUCUGUUGGUGCCCAGUUUCAUUUGAGGGACCCAAAUGUUAAACUGCAAAUAAAACAACUGUUUCAGUGGUUAUUGAUGUAGGAGAGAUGCAUGGUAAAUCCUUCAAGGUUUUAUGAAAUGUUAUUGUACUUAGCAAGUAACCAUUUUAAUUUGUGUUAAUGUUUUUUAUGGUUUUUAGUUAGUAAAAUUAGUUUUUACAUGUUAUGUAUUUGUGUAACAUAAACCUACUGAAACAUUACCAAAUGAAAUGUUUGUGGUCAAAAAAUUUUAUUAAAGCUUAUUUAUAGAAUAGGCCAUGAUGCAUUCAAAAAGUAGUGUAAACUUACUACUAAAUUUAUUUUUAAAAACCGAGAACCAAAAACCUGUUUUUAUAGAAAGCAUGACUACUAAGACCAAAAUGAAAAGUGGAACCGAUAUAUCUCUACAGCAUAAGGACUUGUGGAUGAGAGGAGUGGUACAGAUCUGUGAUCAUUUCUCCUUCACCUUUUCUCACUUCUUCCAUUUAAGUACUCAGUUAGUAUUGUGUGGUGUUAAAAUUAAACUUAACAUUGUUUGUUAGAACACUAAAUUAUUUGACAUCACAGUGUGUUCGUAAAUAAAGACAACUUUUGGUUUGUGUGUAUUUUUGUGUAAAAAUGAGUGGUCGUCCAAAGGCCUAGUUUUAUUUUUUAUUUUUUAAUUUUUAGCCAAAAAAAUUUAUAUACAUAAGUAAAAUUUGUGUGAGUGUUUUACAAACCAAUUUCUGACCAAAGGUGUACAAUAAUUUGUAUGGUUAUUGUUUUAAUAAUUAUGUAGAGGAUUUGUGUUAGAUACCAAGUAGUUUAGUGUGUGUGUAUGUGUGUGUUGUGUUUAGCAUAAAUGUAGCCCAAUAAGUAUAACUGGAAUGGUACCUGCUUUUUAAAUUUAGUGUCAGCACCAGCAGUGUUCAUGUCACAGUUGUUAAGGGUCUGAGCUGCUGUGAAGAUUGUUUAAAGAACAAUAUAUGCUUCUCACUCUGUUUACUUUCAGUGUAAAUUGUGGUGCAUUUAUGGAACUGUUAUGUUUGUUGUAUACUACUAUACAUUUUGUGAUAGCAGUGUAUAACAGCAUUCAAAACCAACCACGUGCAAAAAAAACUGCUCUAAGUCCUGUUUUGUCAAAGCUAUAUUCCUAGAAUAUCCAAAUUGUAGUGAACACCAAAUUUGUUUCUUAUCGUAUUCAUUCAAAUUCAAGACAUUAACAAUUCUAAGUUGCAUCCUUCUUUUGGUCCUUAGUUUCUCUAAAAGAAAAUAUUUACGUAACAUAAUUAUUUGUAUUAAGUGAAUGGUAGUAAUUGUGCGUUAGUUGUUUUAUGCAUUUUGCUAACCCCACAGCUUAUUUAGGCUGUACUGGUCGAACUUGCAUUUACUGAGCGGCUUCAACCUUAACGAAGGGUAUGCUAAGUGUUACGUUUCUUUCAGGAAUAAGUACAAGCCUUGCUUACGUGUUGCGCUUGUGGUUAUCUGCAUUUCAUCUUAAUGUAACAGUUGACUAUCCAAACUCUUAUGCCGCAUCCCGAACUACAGUCUGCUACACGACGUGUUCUAUUUAGACUUGUACAAAUGUUGAUGGGUUGACCCGCAAGUGUAGGAAUACUUCGAUAGUGUGAUUGGCACACCAUUUUCAAACCUUAAAAGCUUAAUAAAUUACCAACAAAUAGAUUCAGUGAAUGUAAAGAACCAUUGAUUUUAAGACGCACCUCAUUUGCAUAGCUCAAAAAGUCGCAAGGCAUAUUUAAUUUCAUAAUUAGAUUCUGAUUUCCUCAAAAUACCAACAAUUAGCAUUAUAUUAUGUCAUUUUGAGUGAAAAAAAUACAUUUUGUAAAUGUAGUGUUUUGCAAACUUUGGUUUUUACUGUUUCUUAUUACAGUAGAAUCCCGCUGACGCGACCCCUCACAGUUUCCGCCGGAAAAACUGACUUAUAAACGGAAUGGUCGCAAUGGAGAAUUCAGUCCAAUUUUUACACACACACACACACACCCUCCCCUCCCAAAUAUAUCCAAAUACAUAAAAAAUUGCCUUUGUUCGCAUAGAUUUCAUAUUCAAAUAGUCUAUGGUGUAAAAAAGACAACUUUUUAAAUUCAUAUUACAGUAUUUAAAUAGCAUGAUGUCUACCGAAAAAAAAUGAUACCCUAGAAAGCAAUAUUGGAGCUCCGUUGCCGAGAAAAAAAAAUUUCAACACAGUGCAACGUGUCCAUUUUCACCAUCUUGGUAUAGAAAAAUCAGACGAUUUAGUGUUCAAAUGAUAACUUUUUAUUAAUGGGUUAUUAUGUCUCUUGCGGGCUGUAUUAGUGUGGCAUUUGAAAGGUUGCAUCCCGUGACACAAUAGCAAUAUGUAAGUGACGGGUGGUCUGGCGGCGCUUAUUGAUCUGGUCUGUCCGGCUGACGUGCAGGAAUGCGAGAGGUAGGGUAAGUAUAGGAGGGGAGGGGUGUGGACGGGUAAGUGAGGGGAAGGAGAGCGGAGCUGCUGGCUGCGCACGCAUUUAGUUGCCACUGUCUGGCGACACAGACACUUGUAUUUUAUUCACUGGCUGACGAUGGGAACGUAGCAAAGUAAAUGUGUUUGUUGACUUGGGCAGGCAGUAAGUUGUUUAGGCACUAGGCCUGCGUGUCAGUUAGGCAUGGUCUGGCAGCGAAAUUUGACUUCGGGCGGGCUCGGGUGGAUAAUUGUCCAAACUUUUCAGUCUCGGGCAAUCUCGGUCGGCCUUGAACACUACUGUGUGACUGAGCAUGUGCCGUGCGUACGUGUGUGUGUGUGUGUGUGUGAGGCUGGUGACUAGCAGCAACGUUAGCUAGCGACAAACUGGCACGCUUUACACUCAUUUUCACGAAUCCACGAGUCUGUGUAGAUUCAAAAACGAGUCACAAUCGUCAACAAUGCUUUGCAAAAUCAGGCAAAAAUUGUUAGCAAAUCAAAAUCCGUGUAAAACUACGUGUGUCAACGAUCGUUCAUAGAAUCAAGCCAACAAUGUUACCAAAUCAAAAUCCAAAAACAAAUGUGUGUGUCGUCAACAAUUAUUCACAAAACCAAACCAGUAGUGUAACCAAAUCGGCGUCGAAGAAACAAAGCUAAAUAAGUCGUCAACAAUCACUAAUAAAAACCAAGAGAAAUCCGAGUCAACAAGCGAGGGUAGCGUAUCCACAAGCAAGAAGCAUGAGCAAGAUCACACUAACCAGUCGCACGACGAAGGCACGGGACCGGGACGGCAAUAGACGCGCGUAGAUGCUAUCAGGUGAUGCGCGCAGUUUACUAGUAUUGGCUAGCGUGGACAGUCUAGAGGGGUGGUAUCUAUUUUUAGCCGUCUUUUGUAUGCUUGCCUGCUUACAGUACAGCACUCGCCAAGUUAAACAUGAACACAUAGCGUCCAACAAAGUGUAACAGACUUGUUUUUCAGCAGAUUUUUACUCAAACUUUUGACUUUCUCUGCCCGAAUUUUUCACUGUUUCUCAAAAACCGGUCGUAUAAACGGAAUGGAUGCAUCAGAGGGGGGUCGCAUCGGCGUGAUUCUACUGUAUUUUAAUUUUUAAUUUGUUGUAGGAAAUUCUUGUGUGAACAUGGUGCUAAAGUAAGCCUGUGAGAAUAUUACAAUUUUGGAAUAUGAAUAAAAAUAGUUUAUUAUUCAUGUUCAAUUUGACUAUGAAUGCUAACACUUCAAAAUAAUGAUUUUUCAAUGGUGUACGAAUAAUUGACAGGAUACUUUGUAAGUUUGUCAUAUAUCAAUGUUUAUGUGAUUUGUGCUAUAAAAAAAUACCCAGUUUUGAUGUUUUAACCAGACCGCAUAAUUAAAAAAACAUGAACAAACUACAUAUACUCAACAUUUUAAACACAUAAAAAGUAUACAAAAUUAUUUCACAGUAGCAUAAAAAAUCACGUGAUAAUUGAGAACAACAACAACAACAAUAAUAAUAAUAAUCAUAAUAUUUGGCAUUUUAAAUUCAAAACAAUCUAUAAUUAAUUUUUGCCACGUGUAAUUUUAGUGUGAAAAAUAUUAAAAAAAGUCAAUGAACAUGAACUACAACACAAAAUACAAACAUGCCUUUAAGAUAGCCAUUGAAACGCAUUAGUGGGUUUAAAUGCAAAUAGGAGGUAUUUUUUGUUACAGCCUUUUUUGUAAAUAAUCUUGCAUUCUUCAUGAAAUUGAUGGGAUUUUGCUGUAUUUUUCAAUUUACGAAAAUUUUCUGAAUCAGUAUGUAGAGUAGCAUUUUCUGAGAAAUAAGCAAAUAAUAACUGAAGUGUAAAGUUGGUUAGGUAAGAUGCAUGAAAACACAUUUUUUCAAGAAAGUAAAAAUUUUAACAAAGAUUUUACAUAUUUGUUAACUGCCCUAUCCUAAACAAUCUCUCACUAAAUUAUUAUUUGUCUAAUUUUCUGAAGCCACUGCUCUUCUUAUUUACUAUAUCCUUUUCCAACUAUUUGUCCGGUAUGAAAAACAAAAAAAUAUUUUAGUGAAAUUUCAACUGUUUUUGAGUAUGAAUAUUGAAUCGAAAUAGUAAGAAAAGAAAUCAUUUAGUAUUCACAUUUUGAUUUGUGCUUAAAAGGUGUAGUGCUAUGCCAAUAAUGCCUUUCUCCUGUCACAAAUUAACAUUGUGCCUGUGCUUUUUUUAUUUAUGAGGUAAAUGAUUAUAGCAUAUAACAUUUAGAGUUGAUAUGUCAUUCUUUAGAAUAUUACCAGCAAUUUUACUGCUGAGCACCGUUCUUUCAAAAGUUGUUAGAGGUAAUACAGCUUAUUGGAGAUUGUUUGUUUUAAAGGUGAAAACCAGCAGCUUUUUGUCAUAUUUUCAGCCAGAUUUUGUGUUUUAAUUUUGUGAUAUCUGUUCUCUAGAACCUAAUUACUAUGAUUGUAUUAUGUAGUACGUACUAAUAAUGCAGGUUAUUAUAAGUGUGUCAAUCCAGACCACACUGGCUAGGUAUGGCCAGUGGCAUAAGCAAUACUCUGCAGAGCUGAGGAGGACAGGGUUGGGCAGUGCUUCAAGUGCGGACCAAUUGCUUCGUCUUUAUUGUAGGGCAACAUUGCUGCUAUAGACCAUUGAGAUUUAAAAAAAAAAGAAUUCUACUUAUAAAGUUUAUUGUGCGAAUUAAUAACUCUUUUCCAUAUGAAUAAAUAAAUUGUAGAUACUUGAAAUAAAAUAAAAUAAAUAUGGUAGCUUCAAUAGUUAGCCUUCACGAAAACUGAGGAGUAGACAAACACAAGCAGCAUUAUGCAAAUUCCGUAGCAUCACUGCUGCAUCAUUUCUACCUCUCCCUUGCCGUUACAACUAGCAUAUAGCCAUGCGUUGGAGUGGCGUCCCCGCUGACGCACUCUCCUCUACCGGUUCCCCUCAUACGAUCUGACUCUUCAUAACGCUCAGAAGUUGUAACCCCCUCAUCGAAGAAGUUUCACUUCAACACGUGAAAUAAUUGCAGUAUCAUUUGUCCAGAAUCAAGAUGAUUGCACUCAGGUGUAGGGUUUGUGAGUAUUCAAAAAUUAUUUCGUACUCAUGAAUAAUUAACUUAACAUUGACAACCUGAAUAUAAACUCAUGUAGGUAGUGUGUUGACACACUUAACUUUUACACUUCCACUCUUCUAGAUUAUUGGUGAAGUUUAAUAAUUAUGUCACAAGAGAUCUCAUUUAUGGUCAGAUAUUAUACUUGUGUGUUGGUGUGUGUGUGUGUGUGUGUGUGUGUGUGUGUGUGGUGAGUUGUUUAUUUUGUUGUGUGUUUCUAAUAUACAUAGAUACUCUACAUGCAUUUAAAUGUAUAGUAACUGUAAUCUGCUUGUGGUGGUUUUGACUGAGGAAAUAUCUUGGAGCAAUACCAAAUGUGUUUUCUGCUAAUGUGAAUGUAAUUUUUAUGUAUUUAAUUUACAUGUAUUUAACUGUCUACGUUCAAAAUUCCCUUCAAACGUAUAAAUCCAAAUUAUAAACUGCCAGUAAAUAUUUUUAAAUCAUGUAUAUUUACCUUGCUGACUUUGGUAGUCUCAAAGCAGUUGAUUGUCAGUUGCCCAAUUUUGUUACAUAUACUUUGUGCCUACUCAUUUUUUCAAAUAUGUUCUGUAAAAGGCUCUAGUAUAUAGUGCAAAAAUAAUACACUAUACAGUUAAUAGUCAUCUUCUAAAACUGAUGUAGACAGCAUUUAUUGUAAAUUAGAUGCAUUUUUGUUAAUAACCAUGCAUCUUGUUUGGAUGAAAAAGGGAAGAAUUGAGUUCCAUCUUGGAAAUAUGUCACAAGGAACUUAAAACCUGUUGGUUUGUUAAAACAAAGAAACAAACACGUGAAUGCAUAUGAGACGAAUAAAUGCCAGAAUAACAUGUGUGAAUUUUAUGUGUUGUCUGUCUGAAGAAUAAAUGAAAGUUAAGAGUUUUAUGUUACCAAAAGUAAUCUAGAAAUGCCAUGUAGUGUAGAAUAUUAUGAACUAUGCUGUAUGUGCUAAUAUUAUGUCACCUCACACAUAUUAUGUUUACGCACAAUGAACAAUUCCCUUUAAUGUGAGCUUCCAAGUACCGAUUCAUAAAGAGAGAUGUACAAAACUGUUGUGUGCUAAUUUUUCCUUGCAGAACUUUCUGAAUGUGCUAUUUUUAUGCAGAUAUUUUGAAAUUGAUGUGUUUUAAGUGUUGAUAUUACAGAAAAUCAUUCCUGCUAGUUUGUUGUGUUAUUGGCCAGUUGAACCGUGCAUAGUGUUAAGAUAUUUGUAAUAUUUACACGUGUGGCUUGCAUCAAACAUAUCCUUUGUGACUCCAGUAAGAAAUGUGACAUAUCAGAAGCAUACUCAGUAUUCUGCCUGAUUUCACAUUUAUAGUUUUUUUUUUAUUGAACUUAUUAAUGAGACUUUUAAAAAAUUUAUUAAUAAAAAAAGGUUUUGUCAUUUUAAAUUGUUCAUUUAUAUAUUCUUAAAAGUAUUAAUAUAAUAUAAACACUGUCAAUUGCUUCAUGAUGUGAAUGUAUGUGUUCUUUUAAUGUGUAUUUUCGUAAAUAAGCCUGGGAAUUUUUUUAUUUUGAAAUGUAAUUUUUUUCUCUUUCAUUUUGAUAAUUUUACUGAAAACCAUUAAAUGAAUGUUACAGAGACACUGGAAGAGGAUUUCAUGGUGUUCUCAAAACUAAAGGGAAAAAGGGAAAAAGGGAAAAAAUCUGUCAAAAAACUACUUGCAAUUAACAUUACAAAUAAUAACUACAGUACAACCAGUUUAAGAUGACAUGACUUAAGACUUCUUCCUGCCUAAAACUCCAGAAUAAUAUAGCACCAAAAUCUUCCCAUACCAUUAACUUUAACAACUAUCUUUUAUUAAGUUUUGGAGUUAUUAGAUUUUCUCGUUUAGUAAGCAUCAAGUAAACACAAAAAUAUAAUUUUAUAUUAAAAUAUUCCUUGCCUACUACUUUGUCCAAAUGCAUCCUAACCACUGUGAAAACACGUGUGUGUUAGUUAUUGAUGUUUCAGUCCCGGUUCUCAGCAAAUUAACUGGCACCAAGAACCGUUGAUUCACACCCGCCCCUCGAAGGAACGCUGUUCGAUUAGCGUGGUUUCGAAGUAACAGCGCCAAUAAAUUACGACAUGAUUUAAUGUAGCGUGAUCAUAGAUUCGAAAAAGUGCUGUUUUCAUGUGAAUUUGUAUUUCUCUUAAAGCAUUAUGGCAAUGGCACUUGCGUAGCAUUAAAUACAAUGCAACGAAUUAAUAAUGUGAAGAAUCAGGAAACAAUAUUUGGUUUUUUCCUUAAUAGCUACUCGCUUCCUUCAUUGCAUAUUUAUGUUCGACAAUGCCCGUGUGUUCGGCCAAUGAUUAUUUUCGCCAUCCCGUAUGUGAGCAGCAGCUCUGGAGUGAAGCCUGAAGCUUCCAGGGCCAGUGUACCUCGCACAUACCAGGAUGCACUAGUGGCAGAUCAUCAUUUCAGUUUCAAUUUAUUUCCAUGGAUUCUUUUAAAGAGAACAUUUUUUUAUUUGGGCUGUUGUAACCCAUUUCACUAAACUCACCUAAAUGUUCCAACAUCUGAAACCUUGUUGUGCAGAAGGAAAAACAGUUUUCGUUCUCUGUGACACAGACCAGCAAUGGCGAAGUGGGGUGUGCCUGAGUGAACUCUUUUGAAAGAUGCACUUCGUUUUUGUCCAUAAACACUUAAGUCCACUGAAUGGUACAACUAUUAUUGUCACCUACCUAGUGGCAUGAAUCUAUGCACUGAACACAUUAAGUUUUGACAGCGUUACAAACGUUUAUUAAUGAAAGUUUUUCAAUUCUGUUUUUAUUGUGCAUAACCAUAAAAUCAGUGUUAGCAGCCAAAAGUUUAUCUUUUACAAUAAUCAGCCAGUUUCAGUUUUAAAAAAUAACUAACCUGUUACAAUUUCUCGACUGGGUGACAGUCGGAGAGCCACAAAGCUAGAGUGAGCUGGGUAUGGAAAGUGAUGUUUUUAAGAGGUUGGUAGGAAAGGUGUUUGUAUUAGCAUGAACCAGAAGUGAGCUUAAAAUUGGAUUAUCGAUGAGUGGGUGAAGCUAGCUGACUUUUCACAUUCUGUUGUCACACUGUUGUGUAGGGAAGAAAUAUUGCCUGGUUGUUGCCUGGCAAUGGUCUGGUUUGUUUGGCCUCACUUUCACUAGGAAAUGCUUCAUUUGGACUUUUCCAAUAUCUUUGAGUGUUAACACACUUAGUUCCCAUAACACACAGGCUCUUGAAAAUCUAACAUUAAUUUGGAUAAGAAAUAUAUAUAACAUAACAUGCUAGUUGUACAGCUGAAAACACUAAAAGGAAAUAUAACAUAAGAAAUGUUCAGUACUGUUGUUACCAAAGUUUUGAAGGAUACUUUCCUAGUGCUUGGCUUCCCCCUAUCUUCCCGCACGGAGUGACGAGUAUUCCCCUUGAGCCAAUCACAUCCUUGCAGUCACAGGCCAGCAAGGUACCAACCUUCCUGCAAACAUUCAGCUGCCUAUUAUUAAUUAUUGGUGAUCUAUCGUGACGACUUUGUGAAAGGUGAUUUACAUUACGUAAGUUGUAUGGGUUGUUUUAUUUAAAACAGAUUAAGAAUGUUAAUAUUCAUUCAUAUAAGAUUUUUUUUAAACCUGUAUAUUUUGCUUACUAUUAAAAUUAAACACUUCUGACAUAUUCAUAGCAUACUGCUUACUCCUUAAAGUUUAAUUUUUUAUUUACUCUUAUUUUUUUAUGGGUAUAAAAUUAUGCUGGUCAAAUAAUGUUCCAUGGUUCUGUGUUAAAUUUUUUUUUGUAUGUUAAAUACAACUUUUGGCUUUGAUGUUUGUCACUCUGAAUUAGUUAUUUAGAACCUUAUUGGACAAAAACAGGGUGUUUUUAGACUGGCACAAAGCGUGGAGGCAGUGGGCGGCAUACCCGUUUUCCUCCCCUUCUUCCCCUCAACCCUUCCCCCUUCCUGUACAGGGUCUACCUUUCCCUGUUGUAAAUAACAGGCAACAGCAGUAGGCAUCUAGAUACUAGAUAUGAACUAUAUGAGAGGAAAUGUCAACCGGUAAGCAUUGAGUAGGUGUUGGUCCUGGCAGACCGGGCAUCUUACGUUUACGAGUUCUUGGCAGUCGAGCGCACGCGACUUUUAUUUAUUGCCUGUGCAAAUAUAUGAAUUUUUGAAUAAGAAUAAAAAACUAUUCCUAUUUGUUUGAAAUAACAAAUAUUUGUUUGUGUUUCAACAAAUAGAUUGCACUGGAUUUCACUGUAUUUUGUGGUCCACCAAAAUUUUCUGGAUGAGUAUGUAGAGUAGCAGGUAGUGGAAAAUUAGGCGAAUAGGAAGUGAAAUUAAAGGUUGGCUGGUAUGUUAGGUUAGGUUAGUUAGAUUAGGUUAGCUGCAUAAUUAAAGAAAUUAUUUCAUAAUUUAAAUUUUUUAAUAAGUAUUUUCCAUAUAAUUAUUGUAGCUGACUUGACUUAACCAACCUUUUACUUUAUUAUUAUUUGUCUAGUUUUCUAGAAGUUGUUACAUGACAUGAAAACAAAUUUGUAGUGGGAUUAUAAUUCUCAUUCUUACUAUUCUAAUUUGAUAUUCAUAUUUGAUUCGAACUAAAAAUUGGAUAUUCACACAGGCCUACUAAUAAAAAUUUCCUGGAGAAACUCAGUUAAAAGAUUCAGAUUUGAAAACGGUAGUAAUUUUCUUCCUGUAACAUUCAUUUUAAUUAGAGAUGGGGCGACCAAUUCUUAGAUCGGAUGUAGGAUUUUUGUCAAGAUACGUUUAUAUUUUAUUUAGUACUGACUGCAUGUCUGCAUGUGAUUCAGCAGUAAGUUAUGUUAGUUCAAAUAUAAUUAACACUGGUUUUUUCAAGAGAUUUUUGGAUUCGAAAAUGUAAUUUAAUAGUGUGUCGUUCUUUGAAUUAUUAGUUUAUGUAUUAACAGUGUGCUGAUUUUCAUAUUUUGUGGACCAUAAAAAGUAAUAGGCUUGGAUAGCAUUUUUUAAUAUUCGGGUUGGGAUUUGAGAUUCUGUAAUGUUAGAUAAAGAUUUGAAUAUGGAUUCAGAUUCUGAAAAAAAUUGUGUUUGCCCUAUCUCAAAAUUUUUAAUGUAUCCAAAUACGAAACUGCACUAUAAUCAUUCAUAAUCAGUGUAUAUGAAACUGGUUUUAUUACAUAUAUAUUUUUUCCAUCUUCCACUAAUCUCUGUGUGUUACCAAAAGAAAGGCAUUCUGUAAAAAAAAAAAAAUGCUCUAUUGUUUCAGUGUAUCAUUUAAUUAGUUAAUGAGAUUUCUAAGCAAGUUUUUUAUGGUGGGUGAUAAGUUUGUUUCCACAUGUGUUUCAGCAGCCGUCCUACCCCUGCUGACUGCCGUUAGUAGUCACAGAACACAAAUCACAUUACUAGUGGGGCCAAACGUUACAUUCUAGUGUUGGGAUGCGUGUAAUUGUUUUGCAGUGAGCUGUUUCCUAUGUGAUACGUCAAUGGGGUGCUUGUUUUUUGUAAGUCCUUGUCAGAGCUGAAGGGAACUGCUCUUAUUGGUCAGUAGUGCUCGCAGAUUGGAGUAUAUUUUCAUUAGAAGAAGACUCACUUGUUUGCAUACAGUAUUCAACUUGCUAUAUUCAGUGUUAAAAUAGACUUAUUUUUUGGCAACAAAUAUUGUACCUAUUUUAAUUUGUUGCAAAAAAAAAUGUUUUGAAAAUUAAAAAAAAUAAUACUAAUUUAGUCUAAAAUAAUUGUGGUGCUUUCAUUUUAAAAAUAAUUAGAAGAUUCUACAAUUUGAAAAUGACAAAGAUUUUAUUGCAAAAUGUAUUACAAAAUAUGGUUUUUAAUGUAUGAAAGUUUAAUGUGGUUUUAGAUGUGUUGUAAAUAUUACUUUGUUAUAUUAUUUGGCCAAAGAUAAUUUAAGGCCACUGUAGUGUUAUGUUAAUGAUGUGUUUACAUUUGUUUCUUAAUUGCGAGAUUGUAUACACUUGCUGCAGAAAGGGUGUGCUAUUGAAUUAUGGCAGUAAAAAAUACAUUAAAUCAUUCUUUAUAUUUA